AUGAAUUGCUUGUCCUUAAAUAUAAGAGGGGUUAGGGGGGUUGGAAAAGGUAAUUGGGUUCGGAGUAUAAAAAAUAAAGAAGGUGUUUCAUUCAUUGCUCUUCAAGAGAUCCAGGCUUCAGGGGUUUUUGAAGAGACGUUUCGUGGUUUUUGGGGUAUAAAAAGUAUGGAGUUCGAGGUGGUUGAGCCAUGUGGUCGGUCGGGUGGAUUGGUUAGUAUGUGGGAUCCAAUAGUAUUCAAAAAAAUUGAUUGUAUAAAGCAUAAUAAUUUCUUGAUUCUUAAAGGCAAAAUCAAGGAGAUAGAAGAUGUUGUGUUUGAGGUGAAUGUGUAUGCUCCUCAAAAUAGCAAUGAUAAGAGAAACUUGUGGAACUCUUUCUCGACAAUUAUAGGUGGAGAAUCGGGAGUUUGGUUAAUCAUGGGUGACUUUAAUACCGUUAGGACAUCGGAAGAAAGAAAAGGCUCUCAAUUUAAAGCAAGGUGUGCUAGAGAAUUCAACCAGUUUAUAGCUUGUAAUGAUUUACAUGAUUACAAUAUGAGAGGAGGAAAGUUCACGUUUUUGAUGGAAAACGAUCGUGGGAGGAAAAUGAGUAAAAUUGACAGGGUUCUGGUUAGUAGGGAAUUGAUGGAUAGAUGGCCGACAACUUGUUUACGAGUUCUGCCUAGAUUAUAUUCGGAUCACAAUCCUCUCUUCUUGAAAAUGGUGGAGAAUAAUUAUGCUCCGAAACCGUUUCGUCUUUUUAAUUCUUGGAUGGAGAAACCGGGUUUUGAAGAAGUCGUAGAUUCAGCUCUCGAGUCGUUUGUGGGGUUUGGGGCUCCUGAUGUCAUCCUCACAAUGAAGUUUAGAUGA
Erigeron canadensis is the source of this 846-nucleotide messenger RNA. RefSeq lists its product as uncharacterized. Bases 1 to 846 code for a protein of 281 amino acids. Gene Ontology annotation, molecular function: catalytic activity. Lineage: Eukaryota; Viridiplantae; Streptophyta; Magnoliopsida; Asterales; Asteraceae. The transcript has a single exon. The record is from RefSeq and is a predicted model, not a curated record.